Harpegnathos saltator (Jerdon's jumping ant) is the source of this 1700-nucleotide messenger RNA. Its product is annotated as zinc finger C4H2 domain-containing protein. The record is from RefSeq and is a predicted model, not a curated record. The coding region runs from base 650 to 1417 and encodes 255 amino acids. Gene Ontology annotation, biological process: positive regulation of neuron differentiation. The transcript has 5 exons. NCBI's taxonomy places the organism in Eukaryota, Metazoa, Arthropoda, Insecta, Hymenoptera, Formicidae. Gene Ontology annotation, cellular component: nucleus.
CGCGAGGCGAUCGCCGAAAUCCCUACGGAACGAGCUCGCCCGUUGGGCACCGGGCUCGGCCGAUGACUCGUGAUGGAGAUUGCAAAUGUUUCUUUAUCGGACAGAUUGAGUACAAAAGUCAAUGAGUGAUUGUUAACGUUGCGUGUGGAAAGUGUGGGAUUUGCGGGCACGGGACGAUGACACGGGGAUUUUGCGGAAUCGAGAGUCUUCAACAAAUAUAAUUAGGAAUAAAAAGGGGCGGAGACGAAUGGAGAAAAUCGAAUCUCGGAACGACGGUCGCGAUUACCGGUCCCAGCAUCCCAGAUGGCGCGGGCGUCUUUAUCUCACGCGUCGAAAAGAUUCGAAGUUUACUAUCUCAUGCGGGUAGACCAAACCGACGAAAACGAUUAAUUAACUCGUUCGUUGUGUCCUCGAGAUAUUGUUUGACAGGUUUGACAGAUAGUUCUCCAAAAUACAGUUAUCAGCUGGUGGAGCCGAGGAUCUAUCCGUAAUCGAAUUAUUAUUCCAAAUGCCAUGCCCAACUUGAUUCCCUUGAACCUUUUUAAUUGCUACGGUUCUGUAUUCGCGGUAAUUCGGUGAGCAAAAAGUCGCUGCUAAAAAAUUCCACGAGACUCGUAACAGCGAUAAAUAUCCGGGAUUAACUUCCGACAUGUCAGCGUCCGAGACGGUGGUAAUAUUUGCGAAGCUGGAAGCUUUGAAAGACAUCAGGUCGAAAACUCUUCAGUUGGAGAAAUUGAAACAAAGAAUAUUGCAAGAGGUGGAACAGACUGAACAGGAGGAGAAAUGUUUGUUAGAGUAUAAGCAGGAAAUGGAUCUGCUAAUGCAGGAGAAAAUGGCACAUGUAGAGGAGCUACGUCAGAUACAUGCAGAUAUAAAUGCAAUGGAAUCUGUAAUUAAACAAGCAGAAGAAGCUCGCAAUAGAGCAAGGGAAACUGCAAAAUUGAUCCACAAUAAUGACUAUCAGCCAUUAAAGCAUGAUAUUGACCGUAUGCGGAGAGAAUUCUUGGGCUUGGAAAGGUUACCAGAGCUAUAUGAGACAGAGUCAGAUCUUAUUUCACCUGAACGAUUUGUUCAUAGCUACUUUGAGCGUCCGAUGCAGAAAGCAGAAUGGAGAGUAGAGGUACGAGGUGAUGAUUUAUUACCAUCACUUGGAUUACACCAUCCUGGACAUCCAGGUGGUUCUACACCUUUCCUUGCUCCACAACCGCUUCAAGGACCUAGCAAACCAGAACCCAGACCACUGCCACCAGCUCCAGGGCCCCCAGCUCCAACAUUCAGGUACCACUGGCAACAACCACCACCUAUGAAAUCCUGCCUUUCAUGCCAUCAACAAAUUCAUAGGAAUGCACCAAUUUGUCCACUGUGUAAAGCAAAGUCACGCUCGCGUAAUCCUAAGAAACCAAAGAAAAAAGAUUAAUUGUAAUUAGAAGUAUUAUUUAUAUAUGAAUGGAUCUGCAUUUCUACAGUUCAUAUAUGAUGUAAGAGGACACAUAUUAAUCAUUUUUGUAAUCCAUAACAACUAUGCACUUUUAUCGUAUCAUUAGCAUUUAUGUCAGUAUAAGUAAUAGCACAACAUCCAUGAGAAUCUAUAUGUUUAUAUAAUAAGUCAAUUUUUUGACAAUGCAGCAUUUUUUAGGUUUUAAAAUUUGAUUAUAUUCGUGUUAAGGAUAUAUAAGACCAUGUAUGAAUUUAUAUAACCA